Molecule: messenger RNA, 3189 nt
Organism: Rangifer tarandus platyrhynchus (Svalbard reindeer)
Lineage: Eukaryota; Metazoa; Chordata; Mammalia; Artiodactyla; Cervidae
Source: the annotation of a GenBank genome assembly
AUGCUCUGUGCUAGGUAUGGCUCCAUGUUGUGUGUGACAGUUCCUGUCUUUCUGCAUUUACUGCUGCAAUUCAGGAUUUCAGUUGCCAUCACGAAAGCCAAGGUGGAUUUCUCCAGUGUAGUGUGCCUGCCCCCUUCCGUCAUUGCUGUGAAUGGGCUGGACGGAGGAGGGGCCGGCGAAAAUGAUGAUGAGCCCGUUCUGGUGUCCCUGUCCGCGGCUCCCAGCCCCCAGAGCGAGGCUGUUGCCAAUGAACUGCAGGAGCUCUCCUUGCAGCCCGAGCUGACCCUCGGCCUCCACCCCGCCAGAAAUCCCAGUUUGCCUCCACUUAGUGAGCGGAAGAAUGUGCUGCAGUUGAAGCUCCAGCAGCGCCGGACGAGGGAGGAGCUGGUGAGCCAAGGGAUCAUGCCGCCUUUGAAAAGUCCAGCUGCAUUUCAUGAGCAGAGAAGGAGCUUGGAGCGGGCCAGGACAGAGGACUACCUGAAACGGAAGAUCCGUUCCCGGCCGGAGAGAUCGGAACUGGUCAGAAUGCACAUUUUGGAAGAGACCUCGGCUGAGCCCUCCCUCCAGGCCAAGCAACUGAAGCUGAAGAGAGCCAGGCUGGCAGAUGACCUCAACGAGAAGAUUGCGCAGAGGCCUGGCCCCAUGGAGCUGGUGGAGAAGAAUAUCCUGCCCGUGGAGUCCAGCCUGAAAGAGGCCAUCAUUGUGGGCCAGGUGAACUACCCGAAGGUAGCAGACAGCUCUUCCUUUGACGAGGACAGCAGCGACGCCUUGUCCCCCGAGCAGCCUGCCAGCCAUGAGUCCCAGGGCUCAGCACCGUCGCCCCUGGAAGCCCGAGUCAGCGAGCCGCCGCCCGGCGCCACCUCUAUGCCCCCUGCUCAGGUUGUGUCUCAGCUCCCCGUGGGCCCGGAGUCCGGAGAAACACUCUUCCUGGCAGAGCAGCCUCCUCUGCCUCCCAGCCUCACCAACGGAACCGCGGUCCCCGCUGCCAAGCCCCUCCCCACCCUCAUCAAGCAAAGCCAACCCAAGUCUGCCGGUGAGAAGUCGCAGCGCAGCAAGAAGGCUAAGGAGCUGAAGCCAAAGGUGAAGAAGCUCAAGUACCACCAGUACAUCCCCCCGGACCAAAAGCAGGACAAGGGGGCGCCCCCUAUGGACUCCUCCUAUGCCAAGAUCCUGCAGCAGCAGCAGCUCUUCCUGCAGCUGCAGAUCCUCAACCAGCAGCAGCAGCAGCAGCAGCAGCACUACAACUACCAGACCAUCCUGCCCGCACCGCCCAAGCCGGCAGGGGAGGCUCUGGGCAGCGCUGGGGGCCCCCCGACGCGCAGCCUUUCCACUACCAACAGCAGCUCUGGCUCGGGUGCCCCUGGGCCCAGUGGGCUGGUCCGACAGAACAGCACCUCGCUGACUGGCAAGCCGGGGGCCCUGCCCGCCAACCUGGACGACAUGAAGGUGGCAGAGCUGAAGCAGGAGCUGAAGUUGCGGUCACUGCCCGUCUCGGGCACCAAGACAGACCUGAUUGAACGCCUGCGUGCCUACCAGGAGCAGGUCACCCCUGCCAGCCCUGGAGCGCCCAAGGCCCCCGCUGCCUCUCUCCUGCCCAAGGCGGGCGAGGUGGUGGUCGCCUUCCCCACUGCCCGGCUCAGCACGGGGCCCGCCCUGGUGGCAGCGGGCCUGGCCCCGGCCGAGGUGGUGGUGGCUACGGUGACCAGCAACGGUGUGGUGAAGUUCGGCAGUACGGGCUCCACGCCCCCUGUGUCUCCCACCCCCUCAGAGCGGUCGCUGCUCAGCACAGGCGACGAGAACUCCACACCGGGGGACAGCUUUGGCGAGAUGGUGACGUCCCCGGUGACCCAGCUCACCCUGCAGGCCUCGCCGCUGCAGGUUCUCGUGAAGGAGGAGGGCCCCCGCCCCGGGACCUGCUGCCGGAGCCCAGGGGGGCGGGCCGAGCUGGAGGGCCGGGACAAGGACCAGAUGCUGCAGGAGAAGGACAAGCAGAUCGAGGAGCUGACGCGCAUGCUCCGGCAGAAGCAGCAGCUGGUGGAGUGGCUCAGGCUGCAGCUGGAGCAGGAGAAGCGGGCCCAGCAGCCGGCCCCCGCCCCGGCCCCAGCCCCGGCCCCCGCCUCCGCCCCGCUCGCCCUGGGCCCCGCGGAGAACAGCUUUACCAGCUGUCAGCUGAGCCGGCCGCCCCCGGGCCCCGAGCUCCCCUUCAGUCCCAGCCUUGCAGCCCCGGCCGCCCCCCACACAGACGCGUGUGCCCUGGCGCCCCCAGUCGUGGUGGUGAAGCAGGAAGCCGUGCCGCCUGAGCCCGAGCCGGCCCCAGCACCCCAGCUGCUGCUGGGCCCACCGGGCCCCAGCCUCGUCAAGGGGGUCACACCGCCCCCCCUCCUCACUGACUCCGCAGGGACCCAUAUUGUCCUCACCGUGACCAAGAAGAGCACAGACUGCCCUGGCCGGGCCGGCGGGAGCCCCCAGCAGCCCCUGUCCCAGCCUGAGUCUCCAGCUCCCGGCCCCCCAGCCCAAAUGGACCUGGAGCCCCCACCCCAGCCCCUUUUUGGGACCCCCGCUUCUCAGCCGAAGAAGGAGCCGCCUGGCUAUGAGGAAGCCCUGAGCCAGCAGCCCAGGCCACAGGAAAAUGGUUCCUCAAGCCAGCAGAUGGAUGAUCUGUUUGACAUUCUGAUUCAGAGUGGAGAGAUCUCAGCGGAUUUCAAGGAGCCAGGGAAAGAGAAGGCGCCCCCCACAGCAGCCUGUGGCUCGCCCCUGGCCGCCCAGCCCUCGCCUGCAGCCGAGCUCCCUCAGGCUGCCCCACCGCGGUCGGGCUCGCCGGCCCUGCCCGGGCGCCUGGAGGACUUCCUGGAGAGCAGCACAGGGCUGCCCCUGCUGACUGGCGGGCACGAGGGGCCGGAGCCCCUCUCCCUCAUUGACGACCUCCAUAGCCAGAUGCUGAGCAGCUCCGCCAUCCUGGACCACCCCCCAUCCCCCAUGGACACCUCGGAAUUGCACUUUGCGCCUGAGCCCAGCGGCGUGGGCCUGGACUUGGCCGACGGGCACCUGGACAGCAUGGACUGGCUGGAGCUGUCGUCAGGCGGGCCAGUGCUCGGCCUGGCCCCGCUCAGCACCACGGCCCCUAGCCUCUUCUCCACGGACUUCCUCGACGGCCACGACUUGCAGCUGCACUGGGACUCCUGCUUGUAG